AUGGUGCUAUAUUGUAUUUGUGCAACUCUGAUAGUACUAUUAACAAUUAUUUUAAAAUAUAUAUUAACAAAAAAUCAUGAUUACUGGAAGAAAAGAAACGUACCUUAUUUGGAGCCCUCACUUUUAUUUGGAAACUAUAAAGAAACCAUCCUACUCAAAAAGCAUCAAAGUCAAGUUACAUUUGACAUCUGUAACAAGUUUCCGAAUGAGCCAUACAUAGGCACUUUCUUCGGCACCGACCCAGCGCUCGUCGUCCUGGACCCGAACCUGAUUAAACUUAUCUUUGCUACAGACUUCUACUACUUCAGUGGCAGAGAAGUAAACGACUAUUCGCACAAAGAAGUGAUCACGAGGAAUGUAUUUUUCAGUGGCGGUGAUGAGUGGAAAAUACAGCGUCAGAACCUCACUCCCUUAUACUCCUCUAGCAAAAUUAAGGGUAUGUUCCAUUUGAUACAAAACUGCGCUAAGCAGUUGGAGAAACUCCUAGAAGAGGAGACGAAAUACUCCCAGUACGUGAACGCUAAAUUGUUACUGGGGAAGUUCACCAUGGACGCCAUCACCAGCUGCGCGUUCGGAAUAAACUCCGACAUUAUGAAAAAAGAAACUUCCAGCACAAAUCCGUUUAGUGUGCUCGGUUCCAAGAUAUUUGACACAUCCAAAAUAGCAGGAAUAAAAUUAUAUUUCAGACAAAUGUGGCCUGCCUUGUUUUACGGCUUGAGAUUGUCGGUAUUCGAUCCGAGUGUAAAUGAUUAUUUUGUAAAGAUUUUAAAAGGAGUUUUCGAAUCACGCAGCAACGCCAGAUCUUCGAGAAAUGACUUCGUCGAUCUUAUAUUGACUUGGAAAAAUGAUAAAGUAAUAAGUGGGGACAGCGUGAGUAACUUCAAAACUGGCGAGAAGAAGACUUUGACCCUCGAAGUGAAUGACGAGCUAUUGACGAGUCAGUGCGUAGCGCUUUUUGGUGCGGGAUUUGAGACCACGGCCAUUGUGCUGAGUACUACUUUGUACGAGAUCGCUAAAAACUCUAAAGUACAGAAGAAGGUGAUAGAAGAAGUUGAUCUUUAUUUCAAGAGGCAUAAUGGUGAAAUUGAUUACGAGUGUGUGAAUGAACUGCCGUACCUCGUGGCCUGCAUCGCCGAAGCUCUACGCCUCCAUCCACCGGAGCCGGUCAUCACUCGGGAGGUGAUGGAGGACUACACUUUACCGACGGGUCUUCGUUUAAAGAAAAGCGAUCGUAUUCACAUUCCAGUUAAUUUUCUCCAUCGGCAACCUCGACAUUUCCCAGAACCAGAUGUAUUCAAUCCGGAGAGAUUUUAUGGGGAGUUAAAAAGAGAUAUAACACCCUUUACCUACUUACCUUUCGGCGAGGGACCCAGAAUAUGUAUCGGUAUUCGGUUUACUAAGAUGCUGAUGCACGCCGCUCUGCUGGCGGUGUUCAAGAGCCAUCGCCUGGAGUUGUCACAGGAAAUGCCUCCCACCUUACCGUUGCUGCCCUACUCGAUAGUAGCCACCCCCGCAAUACCGAUUAUGCUUAAAUUUAUAUCACGCAAAGAAUAAAGU
Molecule: messenger RNA, 1557 nt
Organism: Bicyclus anynana (squinting bush brown)
Lineage: Eukaryota; Metazoa; Arthropoda; Insecta; Lepidoptera; Nymphalidae
Product: cytochrome P450 6B5-like
Exons: 3
Coding region: 1-1554 (517 amino acids)
Molecular function (GO): oxidoreductase activity, acting on paired donors, with incorporation or reduction of molecular oxygen; monooxygenase activity; heme binding
Source: RefSeq, a predicted model, not a curated record